AAAACAGAAAUAAAAGGGGAAGUCAUCGGCAUUAAAGUGAGAGAGCGGGGCAACAGGGAAGAAGCAAUACAACCAAAGACUACACAAAAGCCAGACACAGCCAUCUGGGAGCAGGAGGGGAGCCAUGGCCAGCGAAGAAGAGAGCGCGGUGAAGGAGCCUCUCGAUCUCAUCAGACUCAGCCUCGACGAAAGAAUCUAUGUUAAACUUCGCUCCGACAGAGAACUCAGGGGAAAACUGCACGCAUAUGAUCAGCACUUGAAUAUGAUACUAGGGGAUGUUGAAGAAAUCAUUACUACAGUUGAAAUUGAUGAUGAGACUUAUGAAGAGAUUGUUCGGACUACAAGGCGCACGGUUCCAUUUCUCUUUGUGAGAGGAGAUGGUGUGAUAUUAGUUUCUCCACCGCUAAGAACUGCUUGAUAAGGAGCGCUUGGUGUGCACUUUGUUUUCAGUUGGGAACUCUCUCAGAAACUAUGUUCAUGUUAAGCUGAUGAAUGAGGAUAGAAAUGAAAUUCAGUUGGUUUUCCUGAUUGUGCAUUAUCAAUUUAUCAUUGCCUUGUCCAAUCUAUAUGCUGAUAUCAUUUACUCCUGGAGAAAUAUAUAAAGAUGGACUGCAUCUAUCAUCCGUUCA
Molecule: messenger RNA, 629 nt
Organism: Nelumbo nucifera (sacred lotus)
Lineage: Eukaryota; Viridiplantae; Streptophyta; Magnoliopsida; Proteales; Nelumbonaceae
Product: sm-like protein LSM3B
Biological process (GO): mRNA splicing, via spliceosome
Molecular function (GO): RNA binding
Source: RefSeq, a predicted model, not a curated record